UUCCAAUUCUCCCUCAGGCGCAGCGGCUGGGGGGGAGGAGAGACGACAUUUGCCACGUGACUUGGACGGGUCGUGUUGUUUUGCUUUCUGCUCCGUGAAGCUCGCUCAGGCAGCAAGGAAGACGGGAAGCGCAGCCGCAGGAAGAGGUAACAUUAUAUGACCAAAUGGUGAAAUUAAUUUGCACUUUGGCAGACCACAGCGAUGAUGUCAACUACUGUGCCUUCUCUUCUUCCUACUUAGCUACAUGUUCCUUGGAUAAAUCUGUCCGUCUGUAUUCUUUAAGCAAUUUUGAAGAACUUUCUUACUCACCAUUAAAAGGCCACACUUAUGCUGUCCAUUGCUGCUGCUUCUCUCCUUUGGGACACAUUUUAGCUUCAUGUUCUACAGAUGGCAACACAGUUCUGUGGGAUACUCAAAAUGGACUGAAGCUGGCAGUGUUGGAGCACACCUGUAGAAACCCUGUAAGAAUUUGUCGAUUUUCUCCUGAUUCCAUGUACUUGGUUUCAGGAGCAGCUGAUGGAAGUGUAAAUCUUUGGAACGUUCCAUCUUUGAAAGUAUACCGAUCUGGCAGUGUUAAAGAUGGCUCUUUGGUAGCCUGUGCAUUUGCUCCUAGUGGAAACUGCUUUGUAACUGGAUCAUCAUGUGGAGAUUUAACUGUUUGGGAUGACAAAAUGAGGUGCUUGUAUAAUGAGAAAGCUCAUGAUCUUGGAGUCACCUGCUGCGACUUUUCUUCACAGCCAGUUUCUGGUAAUAAGCAAGAUGUUAAAUAUUUCCAAAUGGCAUCUUCUGGUCAGGACAACUUAAUUAAGCUAUGGCUCAUUUCACUUGCUGAUCACACAGGCCUUGAAGUGAAAUGUAAGUGUAUGUUAAAAGGACACACCGCCCCAGUUCUGGCUUGUGCUUUCUCUUGUGAUGGGCAAAUUUUAGUCUCUGGGUCUGUGGACAAAACUGUUAUGAUUUUUGAAACUAACACUGGGAGCAUCCUACACGUUUUGACUCAGCAUACCAGAUAUGUUACAACUUGUGCCUUUGCACCAGAGAUGCCACUAUUUGCUACGGGUUCAAUGGAUAAACGUGUGAAUAUCUGGCAGUUAGAACCAAAACAACUUUUCACAGGAAGUUCAGUAAUAGAGGAACCAAAGAUACCAGCUGAGAGCUGGUCAGAAGAAGUAGUUUCAGUUUGGCUAUGCAAAGUUGGGUUACAAGACCUAGUUGAGAUUUUCAAAAGGAACAAUAUUGAUGGUAAAGAACUGCUGAGUCUUACAAAAGAGAGCCUGACUGAUGAUUUAAAAAUUGAAUCCCUAGGUCUUCGUAGUAAAGUCCUGCGUAACAUAGAGGAGCUGAGGACUGAGAUGAAAUUCACCUGUUUGGGUAUCCCUGAUGAAUUCCUGUGUCCCAUAACAAGAGAGCUUAUGAGAGAGCCAGUCAUUGCUGCGGAUGGCUAUUCCUAUGAGAAGGAAGCAAUGGAAAAAUGGAUCAUUGAAAAAAGGCAUUCCAGUCCCAUGACAAAUCUCCCUCUUCAGAGACUUGUACUUACCCCAAAUAGAACACUGAAAAUGGCUAUCAGUCGCUGGUUAGACACUCAGCCAAAAUAUAAUGAAAAGCCAUCGUCCUAAACAGUAUGAUUGCUCUUUCAGUUAGUGGAUAUGAAGCUGAAGGUAGGUGAAUAAGUUGUAAGAUACUUUGUGUUACUAUCUCUCAUUGUACCUCUAUGUACACUGAUAAUUUAUACAGUGCUUAAUACCUUGACUUGACUUUAUUUAGUUUGAACAAAAUUCAAAUUGUUACAUAAUAUAAUAUAAUUUAACUCACAUAAAGUCAAAAUUAAAGUUGCAAUUCUAUAUAUAUAAGUCCAUUGAACUUAAUAGGACUCACUUCUGAGUAAAUAUGCACAGCACUGCAUGGCCCAUUAGGUUUAGUGGAAAAGCUAAGCAUGUGCUGGAUCAUGUUCAGUAACAAGUUACACUUGCAUAAUUUCUAUAAUUUGUUUAACAAUUAAGUACUUUGUUUGGUGCCUAAUGUGAAUUAUUUGAAGAAAUUAAAUCAAACAUUAAUUGAAAAACAUGUAAAGAAUUUUAUGUCCUAUCAACAAAAACUUUACUUUUGGAGCAUUCAACUAAGUAUACAGAACCCUAUAGUGGUUAGAUGAAUUUUCAUCCUUUCAAGUGUUUGUAUGCUCUGAUUAGAUAUGGCAUGGAAUGCUAGUCAGCAGUGGAUGGCAGGAUCACUUUGGCUAGGAGCCAGCACUGACAUCAUGCUUCCUUAAUUAGCAGUUACAUAUAGUCCGUGGAGCAUGAUCCAAGAGCUAAAUGACAAACCUCUCAAACUAAGGCUAAUUGAACGAACACAUCAUCAAUGUAUUCCAUACAAGUGUGGUGCUCAUAAUACUCCAAAGGGCUUCAAAAUGCCCAAACUGCGUGUAUCUGUAUUAGGUAGCUGAGUGAAAGUCUGACACAUGAUGAUAGUAAUCAAGACUGUCAUAGGGCCUGCACUAUGCUAGUCACCAGAUAUUAAAUGAAAACAUAAUACUUGCGUGUCAAGAACUUUUAAGGAGUUUUAAGGAACUUUUAACCAGUUGCCGGAAGCCUCAGGAGGGGAGAGUGUUCUUGCACUCAGGUCCUGCUUGCGGGCUUCACCCAGGCACCUGGUUGGCCACUGUGAGAACAGGAUGCUGGACUAGAUGGGCCACUGGCCUGAUCCAGCAGGCUCUUCUUAUGCUCUUAUGAUAUGCCUCGGAGAGAGAAGUAACCUAUAGAGUAGGGUGCACCUACAGCCCUCUAGAUGCUGUCCAUCAUCCCUGACCAUUGACCAUGCUGACAAGGGCUGAUGGAAUGUCUGGAGGGUCACAGGUUUCCAAUCCCAGUUAUGGGAUGUGUAUUUGUGUGUUCAUCUCUCUCUAAUUUCUAAUGAACCAUAACUGAAGUUGCAUUAGUAAUGACUGACUUACCUACUUUCUUAAGAGUGUUAUGCCGGUGAAAAGUUAUGUAUCAUACCCAACCAGAACCUAUAUUAAUAGUCUUUUAUUUCAUAUGGGAAAAAUACAGUAGCUGUGCAAAAAAAUAGAUCUACAGAACAAAAGAAUAAAAUAAGAUUGUACAAAAGCAAGUGAACAAUAAAUAAGCUAGAGAAUAACAGUUCAUUUUGAAAUUGAGGAUUCUUUAUGGAAUUUUGUUAAUAGCACACAAAUGCUGUUAUAAUAUACAUACAUAGUGUACACAUGGAAAUAAUUGUUAAAGGGCAACAGAAUACUCCAAACUUGUAUAAUCCCAACUUUACAGGAAUGUCCUUGAAAGCAUCCUUGCAAUUAAAAAAAAAAGGAUUUCCACUGAAACACUGAAAGUAUCAGAUGUCCUUCCUAUAAAAGUGAAAUGCAUGUGCUAUAUAUUCCUCCCUCAGACAUUUGUUGGGUGUUCUAUAAAAACACUAGCAAAACUUGUAUUCCUCUUCCUUACUUUCCAUCUUGUACUGACAUAGCACCUCAAAAGGUGUUUAGAUAUAACUAUGUAAAGUGCUGUUAUAUGUUGUUAACAUGUCAUAAUAUUAUGUUACUCAGUGCAAUAACCAGGAUGUUGGACAAAUUUCAUGCAAAAUCUCCUGUAAUUUACUUCCUGCUUUGCAGUAACUAAAAUCAACCUCAGUUGCAUGAU
This is a messenger RNA of Rhineura floridana, 3647 nucleotides long. RefSeq names its product WD repeat, sterile alpha motif and U-box domain containing 1 (gene WDSUB1). Gene Ontology annotation, biological process: protein ubiquitination. Lineage: Eukaryota; Metazoa; Chordata; Lepidosauria; Squamata; Rhineuridae. The transcript is spliced from 11 exons. The record is from RefSeq and is a predicted model, not a curated record. Gene Ontology annotation, molecular function: protein binding; ubiquitin-protein transferase activity. Bases 165 to 1616 code for a protein of 483 amino acids.